Aegilops tauschii subsp. strangulata is the source of this 384-nucleotide messenger RNA. The record is from RefSeq and is a predicted model, not a curated record. Lineage: Eukaryota; Viridiplantae; Streptophyta; Magnoliopsida; Poales; Poaceae.
AUGGAAAUUACCACCAAAGCUGGAAGCUCCAAAAUUAUUUACCCCCUUUGCAGUACUCAUCUGUGUAUCAUUCUAUUUCCUAACAUUGAAGGUUGCUUGACUUGCUGGUGCCCCUGUGUUACCUUUGGCCGCAUUGCUGAGAUUGCAGACAAAGGCUCUACAUCAUGCUGCAUGAGUGGGACCCUGUAUGUUUGUCUGUCGCUCUUAUGCUGUCACUGGUUGUAUUCUUUUCCCAAACGCUCGGCGAUGCUGUCUCAAUAUAACUUGCAAGAAUGGCCCUUCAUGGACUGGUACGUCCACCACUACCCGAGUUGCGCGCUAUGCCAAGAGUACAGGGAGCUGGAAAAUCGCGGCUUCAACAUGGCCAAAGGUCUCUGAGUCUUA